AUGGUUGUAAAGGUGAAACCUUCUACUUCGGUGUACACCCACUCAUGUCUCCGUCAAUGGCACGGUGGUGGCAAUGUGAGGCACGGUGGUGGCAAUGUGAGGCACGGUGGUGGCAAUGUGAGGCACGGUGGUGGCAAUGUGAGGCACGGUGGUGGCAAUGUGAGGCACGGUGGUGGCAAUGUGAGGCAUGGUGGUGGCAACGUGAGGCACGGUGGUGGCAAUGUGAGGCAUGGUGGUGGCAAUGUGAGGCAUGGUGGUGGCAAUCCUGCUAUCUUCCUCCCCAUCCUAUGUCCCCUGCCUGUCUCUUCCCGGGACAGCAACCUUGCCAACUGCUCUCUAAGUGGCUACAUCCCCGCCACAUUCAGUUCUCUCACGUCCCUAUCGCUCCUUAGCCGUCUAUCUUCUUCCUCCCACAACCCCUACCACCCCAACACUACAACCACUCCUCACCCCUUUGCACACAUCUGUCUCGGGCUCAUACUUGCCUCUGUCAUUGCCUCUUCUUCCCCCUCACAUGUAACCCAGGCUCACCACUUUAUCCCUCUCUCCACCCCUCCUCAGCCCGCAAUCCUCCCCAUCCCUCCUCUCCUCUUAUUCCGCUCUCCCCUCCCCCACACCUCUCGCAUCACCCCCAUCCUUUCUCUUUCCUUCUCCCUUUCUCAUCCCUCUUCCAGCCUUUCCCCUUCUUCCUCCAACUCUCCCCUUUCUCCUAUCCUUCUCCACACUCCUCUCCUGCUGCCCCAUCAUAUCUCACCUCCCACGAAGGGAUCUGAGUCACAACACUCUAUGGGGCACCGUGCCAUCGUUCCUCAGCCUGCUGGAGAACUUGAGGCGCCUGUGAGUCGCUGGCCUGGAGCUUAA
Molecule: messenger RNA, 861 nt
Organism: Closterium sp. Naga37s-1
Lineage: Eukaryota; Viridiplantae; Streptophyta; Zygnematophyceae; Desmidiales; Closteriaceae
Source: the annotation of a GenBank genome assembly